This is a messenger RNA of Fonsecaea multimorphosa CBS 102226, 672 nucleotides long. RefSeq lists its product as uncharacterized. Lineage: Eukaryota; Fungi; Ascomycota; Eurotiomycetes; Chaetothyriales; Herpotrichiellaceae. The record is from RefSeq and is a predicted model, not a curated record. Bases 1 to 672 code for a protein of 223 amino acids. The transcript has 3 exons.
AUGGCGUCGACGUCUCUGCCUCCCAAUGUCCAUCUUUCAAAACACCCAUGCCUUCGCGCAAAGCUCAGCCAGCUGAGAUCCAAGGACACCAACGCCCGCGAGACAAAGACCCUUAUCCACGAGAUUGCUUUGUUGUUGGGGGCCGAGGCGCUGGCGCAACUCGAGAUCGAGUCUUUUGGAACAGAUGAGACCCCUAUCGGAUAUAAGUAUCCAAUUGAGACUAUCGACUGCCACAAACUCACCGUUGUCCCCAUCCUGAGAAGCGGACUCGGUAUGGUUGAAGCAAUCCAAACUCUCCUGCCUGAUUCCGUUUCGGUCCACCAUCUUGGCCUCUUCCGUGAAAAGAUGACUCUGCAACCUGUCGAAUACUACAACAACCUCCCCCAGUCCCCUGAGUUGGUGGCGAAAUUGGCCAUCAUUGUCGAUCCUGUUUGCGCCACAGGUGCGACAGCAUGCGCCGCGAUCCAGAUGCUGAAGGAUUGGGGUGUUGAGAAGAUCAUCUUCUUGUGCGUUUUGGGCGCACUCCCAGGGAUAACAAGAGCCGCUGCGGAGUGGCCAGAGGGCACGCAGGUGUGGGCGGGCGGCAUGGACGAUGCGCUGACUGAUCAAGGCAUGAUCAAACCGGGCCUGGGGGACAUCGGUGAUCGUCUCUUCCUGACCAUGGGAAAAUGA